GAGAGUGCGCUGCGGAUCUCCCUCUUUUAGGAGAAUGAAACUCGAUCCCGUCGCGCCGGUAGCGUCCGGUAUAAAACAGUCCAGCGGAAGAAGAGACUGUGAGAAUAAUAUCAGUGUGAGAGAGUGUGGAGUUCACGAUCACCGAAAUGACGCGCAGAUCUCCAGAUGUCCGGGAGUUUCGGAAAUGAGCUGACACACGGACGCUGCGCUCCUCCGUUAUUCCUCUCGUUAUUCUCACGGAGAACAUGAUGUGUCCUGGAAGGAUAGACAGAUAAUGACCGCACUGCUUGUUUCUAAUCAAUCGAUGAUACUUAGGGGCUUUUUGUACGCAUGAGAAGAAGACUGCUUGGACGCACCAGCUUUGAAUCGAAGUCGUUACAGCUCGCCGAUAUCUAUUUUUGUAUGAAAACAUGAGCUCGUUGUUGUUUGGAGAAGGUUUUUUGGGCGGCGUGGUGAGCGGCGCGCCGUCGGACGCGGUUCCCAGAGCGCUGCGCAACGACCUGGGAUCCAACAUCCAUGUUCUCAAGACCCUCAACCUGAGGUUCCGCUGCUUCCUCGCCAAAGUCCAUGAGCUGGAGAGAAGGAACAAACUUCUGGAGAGCCAGCUGAAGCAAGCCUCCGGUCAGCCGAGGCAUCAGGGCUUCUCCUUCACGCGUGAAGUCGCGGUCCAGACGGACUCUCUGGGGUCCAGACUUCCAGGCACCAUCUGGAGCUUUACGCAUAUUUUGAGACAAGGAGAGCACGUCAAGACUGUCCAGGGACCCGGAGUCACCUGGACCCAUCCGGAUGGGGUCGGGGUCCAAAUCGACACCGUCACCCCAGAACUGAGAGCCUUGUAUAACGUUCUGGCCAAAGUCAAACGGGAGCGGGAUGAGUACAAGAGAAAAUGGGAGGAGGAGCUGUCGAGAAGAGAACAGAUGGAGUUGAUGGUGCAGACGCUGCAGGAGAAUGUAAACGAAUCCGAAGCCAUUCAGGACGAGUUGAACGAGAAGGUCGAAAGACUGAAAGCUGAACUGGUGGUCUUCAAGAGCCUCAUGAGCGAUCAAAUGUCCGACCUUGACACCAAGAUUCAUGAGAAAGCCAUGAAGGUGGACAUGGACAUCUGCAGGAGAAUCGACAUCACGGCCAAACUGUGUGACGUGGCUCAGCAGAGAAACUCAGAGGACAUGUCUAAGAUGUUCAGCAUCAGUCCAUCCAGAGCACCAGCAGACAGGAUGGCUGUGGUGUGCAAGAAGAAGGAGAAGAAGCCAGUAUCAGAUGAGGAAAACUCAGAGAUGGAUGCAGAUCCCAGCACUUCGGAGGAGGACGUCCCCUUCAACAUCACAGACGAGAUGAAACGCAUGCUCAACCACCUGCGGGAGACGUUUGAGAUCGAUGAUGACUGUGACAGUUUGACGUGGGAAGAGAACGAUGAUACGCUGCUGUUAUGGGAGGAUUUCAGCAACUAUAACAUGCCCUACGGCCUUACUAACAACACCGGUGCCCUCGACUGCAACGGAGACGCACAAGAAGCGGAAAAGCUCUCUUCUGCGAGCAGUGACUCAGGGAACACUGACGAGAUACAAGACGAGUCGGACAAGGACGGAGAGACGGAGGAGCCAAUCAGCUGA
Molecule: messenger RNA, 1610 nt
Organism: Sinocyclocheilus rhinocerous
Lineage: Eukaryota; Metazoa; Chordata; Actinopteri; Cypriniformes; Cyprinidae
Product: intermediate filament family orphan 2-like
Exons: 8
Coding region: 411-1610 (399 amino acids)
Source: RefSeq, a predicted model, not a curated record